Saprolegnia diclina VS20 is the source of this 2402-nucleotide messenger RNA. RefSeq lists its product as hypothetical. The transcript has 12 exons. Lineage: Eukaryota; Oomycota; Saprolegniomycetes; Saprolegniales; Saprolegniaceae. The record is from RefSeq and is a predicted model, not a curated record. The coding region runs from base 23 to 2359 and encodes 778 amino acids.
ACGGGGCGUCGUAACAGUCGCCAUGCGGGCCGUGCACGGACUCUGGUUUGGCUCAAUGCCGCGGCCGGUGACAGCUAAGGACGCCGCGGGCGCCGUCGCCAUAGCUCGACGCUCUUUGGCGCUGCAGCUCGCGGUAUGUGCGCCGCAACACGAGCGGGUGUGGGGUGAUGAUGUGGCCACCAUCCCGGGUGCACUUGCCGCGUACCUCGAGGUGCUCAACGCGCAAGUUAACGAUGGACCAUUACUGGAGGCAGACUUUUCGUGGGAGCACGCAUGCGCCCAGUCCUUGCCGCCAAUGUCGUGGCGUGACCGCGACCAAGCAUUUGUCGUGCUCUGCCUCGGGUUUUUGACCGCGCUGGAAGCCGAAGAGAGAACCCGUGUCGCAGAUGACGCGCUCGGAAUCACCGAACGCUGGCGCCGCGCCGCGGGCUACUUUGGUGAUGCUUCGCUCGCGACGCUGCCUCAUGCCCGCCUGUGGCAACAACUCGCAGUUGUCGCUGCCCAUGCGUCCGAGCUGCGAAAUGUGGAGGCUGCGGAAACGUCAAAAGUGCAGCUGGCACGGUACCACUCGGCCGUCAGUCGAAGCGCUUAUAGCGCGUGCGUCGCUGCAUCCGAAGCGGUUGAAGCACUCCCACCCGCAGUCCCCUUGUCGCACCAGUUACGCUGGCAUGUGAACGCGGCCAAGGUUGCAUGUCGAAAUACGUAUUGGCAAAACGAAGCCAUCGUCUUUGCCGAUGCGCAUCAACCGCGUAAGAUGCAUCUGUGCGGAUUCCGAAACUACAAGCCUCUUUUAGAGCUGGCACUUGUUUUCACGGAUGCUGUCUCCAAGACGAAGCUGCCAAUUCCCCCGCAGUACUCACACAGCGCGUGCCGAGCGUUCACAGCACUCAUGCACAGCACGGUGAGCGCCCAUCAAGAGCUCCUCCAGUGGGCUCUCGAGGAGAAGAGCCGGCUAAAAGCCGCUGUCCAAGCCCCACCCCUAGCACAUGAUCAGCUCACGCGGUUUCUGUCCAUUGCACCACUCUCCUUGACGUCCUUGCAGCCUUUCCCGGAAUCGACGGCGCUCCAGCCGAAUAAUGAGAAUCAAGCAGAGCCAAAGAAGCCCAUUCCAGGACUCAUGGUUCAACCGCAGCCCACUAACCGAGACGAGGCGUGGACAUUGGCCGUCGCACCCGAUCCCUCGUUAAGUGUCCUCCGAAACGUGCAUUCGAUGCCGUCGCUCACGCCCCGGACUAUUUUACGUUCAUCGACGAGCAUGCUGGAGCUGGCGCUGCCUGCGUGCACGAACGACCCUUACCAUUGCCACCGAUCACUCUCCGUCUUCAAGCGCAAGGCAUGCGGCCUCUGUGAGCGCGCCUUUCCGGCAGGAAAUCUACCUGGUGAGGUUGUGCGACGCCGCAUCCUCGAGUUGCGAGUCUUUUGGGGCGUCGAGUCGGAGAAGAACCCCAAGCAUGCGCCCGCGUCCUUCCUCUACCACACGGUUCGCGUCUGCUUGCUUUGCCAUGAGAUUCUCUCGGCCCCGCCCACCGCAGGCGCCAAACACGCGCUUGCAACCGAGGCCUCCAUCACAACGCACGUUGGCCGCCUGCGCAAGCACAGCAUUCUCACGACAGCAGCCAAGACGGAUGAGAUCGGCUACAUGAUCCACGAGUCGAUUCUCAACGACGCUCUAUUGUUGCUGGAAGCUCCUGGCCACCUCCACCACCGGCGGGACAUUACGCAGCGCCCCAACGUACGCGCGACCAUGAGCUCCAGUCUUCUUCUCGGCGUUGCCGCCAACGCCAUCGACCGCAGCGCGACGCGGGGCAUCCACACCCAAGAGGAGCUGGCCCCGUGGUGGGAAGUCGAUCUGGGCACGCACUGCUCGAUUUCGUCUGUUGAGAUUUGGAACUGCGUCGACAGCGACCCGUGCGUUGCCGAGUGCCUCUUUCCGUGCCACAUUGUGCUGCUCAUGAAGCCAGGCCACGGACGCGACCUUCUCACCCUCACGGCCCUCGGCGUCGACUCGACCGUUGUUCACAGCGUAGUGCAGCCUAUUCGGUGGGAGCCCAAGGCAGGCAGCGUCGCCCGCUAUGUGCGCGUGGUUGCCAACAAGUGGACGUACCUCCACGUCGAGCGCAUCCACGUGUUCGGGUCACCCGUCCAGCAAGAAGCCGAUGUUCUCAAGAAGAAGCGACCGUCGUCGACGGGCACGUCGUCAAAGCUGCGUUUGCUCCGGAACGAUCCCACGAGCGUCUUUAGCCGCCCCAAGAGCGCGGGCUUUCUUGUCCCGACAGCUAGCAGCCACGUGCGAUCCCAAAUCGGCCACGAGAUCCGCGCCCAGCUCGACGCCGAACGAGCUUCAUGCUUAGACACUUGAUUACGCUAAACGAGUUGCGCUCGUGUCGAUCAUCGAUCGCCGU